Messenger RNA from Opisthorchis viverrini, 1383 nucleotides. RefSeq lists its product as hypothetical. The transcript is spliced from 2 exons. NCBI's taxonomy places the organism in Eukaryota, Metazoa, Platyhelminthes, Trematoda, Opisthorchiida, Opisthorchiidae. The record is from RefSeq and is a predicted model, not a curated record. The annotation marks the transcript as partial.
UUUCGGUUACUGAGAUCAAUAUCUUAACGAUUUGGACCAAACCUAUCCCUGCACACGCACCGUGCUUCAUUGGGCGUUUCCUUGAAUUGUGGAUUAUUGAGCUCCGGUUGGAGCACCAGAUGGCUGAGGAAUCCUUCGAUAGUGGUGUAUCAAGUGAACACUCUCAGUAUACAAUCGAACACAAAUCCUGUCCUGAUACCGUACAGAAGCAUAACGAUUUAUGUGCGGACAUUUGGAGCCCGACAUCCUGCGGUCACAACGGCGAAGGAUAUUAUGGGCCUAAGCCAGCCCCGUACUGCUCACACAUUCAUUCAGACUCAAGUCUUGACCACGUUAAAAGAUCCUGUCUCAAACGAAACUAUCGACAACGGAGUAAACCCCUACUACGUUCUGAUCAAUUGGCUUCGGACACGGAGCCAGUCGGGUCCGUGCACUCGAACCCAGUCCAAUUUAUUCGACGUAAGGCGAAAGCGCCUGGUGCCCAGAUUCAAGUAUUUUCGGACUUGGCUUCUAUCAAGACUAUGUCCUCAAACCCCAGGGAUUAUCCCAAUGGCUCAAUUGGCCCGCAACGUUCAUCUGUAUAUCCAGAGAUUGCGGGAUCUCGUGGAAUGGAAAGUCGUGUUGUACACUUUGCCCGUGAACAAAGAGAUGUAGGUGAAAAGGCUGUAUGUGAGCGGUCUUUGCUACCGGAUAUCACGUUGGAUGAACGGAUUCGCUUGACCGAUUCAAGAAGCCGAACAUCUCUCCCAGAAUAUUCCCGCCCCCCACUAAUUCGAAAUUACUCGGCCCGAGAUUAUGUCUAUCUCCCAUCCCUGCAACAAAAUCAAAUGGCUUCAUCCGUCCCCGUUCUCAGUCGGCAACAAACGUUACGUUCGCUGUUGGCAAACCAGUUAGAUGAACAUUCUGAAGUUCUUCCCAGUGAACCGAGUAUAGAAAACCGCCCUCGGGAUUCCACAUACUCUGCACACGUCCAAGUACAACCAACGUCUGAGGUUGCAUCCGGACGUACUGUGCUGGAUCGUAUAACGAGUGAUAUGUCCUCUGUCACUCUUGGAACUGAUCAGGAAAGACAGCAGCUACUCUCUGCCUUACUUUCGGCAUCCAAACCGACUACCUCAUCAAGCUCCCAAACAUCGGUUUUACAAAGCCUACUUCAGCGAGUCAAUCCCCAGUCUGGGGUAGGCACAUCACGGCCGCCGGCAGGUCAGACAUCUUCAUCUAUGCCUGGCCAAGCGUUUGCCCAAGGUCAAAUGAAAAUCCAGGCUAGUGGAUCAGCCGAGGAUUACGCAAACUAUCAGAGUUUAGAUGCAAUACUGGGGCAAAUGCACGCACAGCCUCCUCCACCUGCCCCGUGUCAGCCUAUGGAUUUCCGCCCUCUUACAG